Molecule: messenger RNA, 6528 nt
Organism: Castor canadensis (American beaver)
Lineage: Eukaryota; Metazoa; Chordata; Mammalia; Rodentia; Castoridae
Gene: Gpat4
Product: glycerol-3-phosphate acyltransferase 4
Biological process (GO): triglyceride biosynthetic process
Cellular component (GO): endoplasmic reticulum
Molecular function (GO): glycerol-3-phosphate O-acyltransferase activity
Source: RefSeq, a predicted model, not a curated record
GCGCCGUAGACAAAGGCGGGCGCGCGCACGUCCUUACGCACGCCUCGGCCGGCGCUGCGGGCAGGGCGGAGGGACCGUCGCCGAGGACUUGGGAACCGGAGCCUCGCCGCGGUGCUGGGAAUGGAGCCCAGAGCUUGUGCAUGAUAGCUCUGGCAGCAUGUAAACGGCUUUUUGCCAAGAACCCAGGUCACCACUGAGAAGAGGGCCUCAGGGAAAAGGUAUCGAGCAGCCACUAAUGCCAGGUGCGUCUGGAGCUCUGCUCACUGCAGGCAGCAUGAGACAUUCCGUGCCGGCCUCAGUGUGCCAUUGGCGAAGACUGGGGCUCUCCAGGUAGGAAGAUCCUGGGGAAAGCAAGCACCAGAUCCUCUCCAGAAGGAGAAUGGGCCAGAUGUGAACUCUCUACAGUGAACUCGGGCUUCAGCUUAUGAAGGAAUUUUAAGUAAAACAAUUAUUUAAUUUCCACAUACUUGUUUUCAAAAGCCUUCUGUGUGAAGUUCCAGCCAUCACUCACACUCACACUCUUCUCACUCACACACACACACACACACACACACACACGUGCUCGAGUUACCAGGAGUUUUCUGGCAUCAAGGUGAGCUCUUCUUGGUACUUCUGGUAAUACAGAUCUGCAGGACAGAUUUAUCUGCUGAAUGCUCCGGGGCAGGAAAAAGAGUGAAAUCUCUGGAAGCAGCGGGCGGAAAGCAGAGCAGAGAGUUCUCCCUCGCCACUUAGUUGCACAAACCCAGCCUGGAUACAGAUGCUGGUACCGAAGGUGUCUUGCUGCGUUCUGGGCAGAUCUGGCAGUUUUGGGCUGCCUCUGUGGCCCUUUUCUACUACUGGUCUGCCCCCACACUCUCUGUGCAGACAGUUGAAUGACUUGAACCUUGGGAUGGAGUUUGUCACCUUUGGGGGACCGACUACCUUUCCUAAACUGGAGCGGUCAGAAAGGAUCAUCUGAAGGUCGUGGUUUGUGUGGGGAAGAGGGCAACAGCCUGGCCUGGAUCGUCCACCAUGUUCCUCUUGCUGCCUUUUGAUAGCUUGAUUGUCAACCUUCUGGGCAUCUCCCUGACCGUCCUGUUCACCCUCCUGCUUGUUUUCAUCAUAGUCCCUGCCAUUUUUGGAGUCUCCUUUGGUAUCCGAAAGCUCUACAUGAAAACUUUGUUAAAAAUCUUUGCGUGGGCUACCUUGAGAAUGGAGAGAGGAGCCAAGGAGAAGAACCACCAACUUUAUAAGCCCUAUACCAAUGGAAUCAUUGCAAAAGAUCCCACUUCACUUGAAGAAGAAAUCAAAGAAAUUCGUCGAAGUGGUAGUAGUAAGGCUCUGGAUAAUACGCCAGAGUUUGAGCUGUCUGACAUUUUCUACUUUUGCCGGAAAGGAAUGGAGACUAUUAUGGACGAUGAGGUGACAAAGAGAUUCUCAGCAGAGGAGUUGGAGUCGUGGAACCUGCUGAGCAGAACCAAUUAUAACUUCCAGUAUAUCAGCCUUCGGCUUACCAUCUUAUGGGGGCUGGGAGUACUGAUUCGGUAUUGCUUCCUUCUGCCACUCAGGAUAGCUCUUGCAUUCACCGGGAUUAGCUUGCUGGUGGUGGGUACCACUGUGGUGGGAUACCUGCCGAAUGGGAGGUUUAAGGAGUUCUUAAGUAAACACGUCCACUUAAUGUGUUACCGAAUUUGUGUGCGAGCCCUGACAGCCAUCAUUACCUACCAUGACAGAAAGAACAGACCAAGAAAUGGUGGCAUCUGUGUGGCUAAUCACACGUCUCCCAUCGACGUGAUCAUUUUAGCCAGUGACGGCUAUUAUGCCAUGGUGGGUCAGGUGCAUGGGGGCCUCAUGGGUGUGAUUCAGAGAGCCAUGGUGAAGGCCUGCCCACAUGUCUGGUUUGAGCGGUCCGAAGUGAAAGAUCGCCACCUAGUGGCCAAGAGACUGACUGAACAUGUGCAAGAUAAAAGCAAGCUGCCUAUCCUCAUCUUCCCUGAAGGAACCUGCAUCAAUAACACAUCAGUGAUGAUGUUCAAAAAGGGAAGUUUUGAAAUUGGAGCCACAGUUUACCCUGUUGCUAUCAAGUAUGACCCUCAAUUUGGGGAUGCCUUCUGGAACAGCAGCAAGUAUGGGAUGGUGACAUACCUGCUGAGAAUGAUGACCAGCUGGGCCAUUGUCUGCAGUGUUUGGUACCUGCCUCCCAUGACCAGAGAGAAAGAUGAAGAUGCUGUGCAGUUUGCUAACAGGGUGAAGUCUGCCAUUGCCAGGCAGGGUGGACUGGUGGACCUGCUGUGGGAUGGUGGACUAAAGAGGGAGAAGGUGAAGGACACAUUCAAGGAGGAGCAGCAAAAGCUAUACAGUAAGAUGAUUGUCGGGAACCAUGAGGACAGGAGCCGUUCCUGAGUUCAGGUUUCUUGCUGGCUGGAGCUUCUGCCUCCAAAUCCCAGCAGUGAGCCAGAUGGAGUUGCUGCUGCUGCUGCUGCUGCUGCCACACCCCCACUGCUGUAUCCUUCCAGACUCUCAGCCCCGGGCUGCUCUGGAUCCCAGGACUCCCACUUCUUCAGAGCCUCAUAGGGAUCCCUGGGCUUGGGCAGCACGACCUGCCGAAACUGCUGGAUGCUCCACCCAGGACAAGAUGCCUUCUUGUUCCUUUUACAAUAAGCCCAUUGGAGGAGUGCCAUUAAAGUCAGCUCUCCACCUGUGCUCGUCAUGUUGCGUGGACUAAGCAGUCAGGAGGAUUGGCCUUGCCCCUAGUGGGAUGUUGAGGGUUAGUCUGUGGUAGACGCUUUUGUGCCUGGACUUGUGGGAAGGCCCACUACUCCUGAGGAGAGGCACUGCCCAGGCAGCCUGGCUUUUCUCAGCCAAACAUCAGCCCAGCCUCAGAGCCCUGCAGACCUGAUGAAAGUUCAUCUGCAGUGGUGUUCAGCCAAAUGAAAUUUUAAGUUUCUUGUACUUCUGAGUACGGGGCAUCACAGAGGGGAUGGGAAGAGGCCAGUACCCCCUGGCGAGUCACUCUGAGAACUAUGAGUUAUUUUGUUCAAACUCCAGGUUGAGCCUGAAUUAUCCAUGUGACUUUCUCUUUGUUUAAUGUGUGCCUCGUCUUCCUCAUCUGUGGUAUGGGUCAGCAGGGGCAGGAAGGGUGGUGACAUCUACCUCACAGGUUUGUUGUGGGGACUCAAGUGCUACUGUGAGUGAAGUAAAUGUAACGUGCAGUGUCACGGGUACAGGUUCAUGAAACAGCAGGACAAGGUCUGAGUUCAGAGCUGCUACAGGGCUUUGGACAUAUUUUGUUAGUAAAUAAAACUGGAUGGUGAAUAAACUGAGGGACUUUCCCUUCACUCUCUGCCCCCAGAUACAACCCUGAGGAGCUUCCUCUGGGUUACAAUUCUUGUCCUUAAAUAUAACCCUGGGACUUGAGGGUCUCCCAGUGUCUACAGUGAGGAUGAACUAUUCAUACCAAAUGUUUGCCCAUUUCUUGUAGAGUUGCCAGUGUAGACAAUGAGUUUCUCCACAGAUGGGUGACAUGGGCUUGGAGGUGUGUUGCAGCAUACUGACUGUUGGAGGUAGGGGAGAGGAUGAGUCCUGUUGAGGGCAGUGUGGAUGUGAGGACAGUGGAAGCAGGCAGUCGGUAUAAGGGGUUGGAGGAGCAGAGGCCUUGGGAAGGGCCAAUGAGUGAGGUGGGCUGGUGUGGGUGUUGGUUCACCUCAGGUUCCAUAUACAUACUGCAAAGGCAGAUCCAGAGCCAGUCGCCCUUGUCAGUUCUUGCUUCUGAGGCCCACUGACUUCCAUUUCCUCCAGAGAGAGGUUUGCCUCGACCCACCAUUCAUCUAGUUGUCUGUCCCUCCCAACAUCAUGGCACAUCACACCUUUCAGGACUUCGCACCAGCCAUGGUAAGUGUCUCAUCUCCAAAAUUGCCUGAGAUUUUGGAGUGUGCUGGAAGUGAAGCCAGGCUCCUUAAGGCUACAAACUGAUGCCGCUGUCAUGUUGAAAAACCCUGUCCUGUUUGACUCUGUGGUGUCACCCCCCACCACAUUCCUGUCACCUCCCCAAAUAGCCUCCCAUUUCCUCUUCACCUGCCUCAUUGCUACCCAGUGGAAAACUUUUCUCUCAAAUAAAAACUUAAUGACUGUAAGAAUGGCCUCUUGUGAACUGUUUUAGGGAUAUUCAGGAAUAAAAAGCAGUUUAUAAUGUUUCAUUGCCAACUGGAAUGAUCUUUAAAAAUUGGUCUUGAGGGUCAAAUUCCCUUUAAAGAAACUCUCUUAAAACUUCUCAGGAAUUACUGCUUUUAUUUCCUGAUGUGUAUACAGAUUUUUAAAUUUUACUUUCACUUGUCUCAUACCCCACACACCCAUGUGCUACAUAGAGAACAGUGGAGAGAAGGGCUAUGCAUCAUACCCAUCCUUACUCAGUGCUUGGUACAGGCACUCACUCUACUGUCUGUCCUUUUUAAUUGAGGAUCCUGCAGGCCCCAGUUGUGUCCAUAAAUCAGAAUACUUGGUUUGGGAUUGAUGUCAUCCCAUGCUGACUUCCUCAGGACACACAGUGUAGGCAGCGUAAAGGUACAAAGUGCUCGCUGUCAGAUUUCCACCUGAUGGGUGGAACAGCACUGGCCAGCUGUAGUCCUGCUUCCAGAUCUUCUUUGCUGGCUUGUCUGUAUUUCUCUGCACUGUUUCCUGAUUUGAAACCAGGGACUUAGGUGACCUUUAAGGCUUUCCAUCUUGAAAUUUCUGUAGCCCAUCAUUCAGACUUUGGUUUUGAGAUCUUAAAGUCUUCUGUGUUCUGAAUUAGAAUUCGCUUGAGGCCACUUGCUCCCUUUGACUCUGCUGCAGGGGUACCCCUGUGAGGAGGAGUCCCCAGGUAGUGUAGGUGGUUGUGAGCCAGCCCUACACUCCUCCUGGAAUGGGUUACUUAGGUUGUGGAUCUCAGAUACUCUUCACUCAAACAUGUACCUUUUCCAGCUAGUUAGAGAAAACUUUCUAAGAAGGUCAGUCAAGUUCUGAAAGGAAGGUCAAUAGAAGUCUCUCAGCCCAGCAGAGCAGUUCUGGAUGACCUCGUGACAUUGAGAACUGACCUUGGAACGUGAUUCUUUCCUGGAGCAUACCCUCCUCCCACCCAUGACAGAGAUGAAUAAAGACUUGAGUGUGAGGGACGGUGGCAAAGGACUACGGGCACCAUCAUGUUUCAGACCUUUGUGGCAGAACUAGUUGUGGCCACAGAUGCCCAUGUCCUGUGGGAAUCAGGCUGUGAGCCCUGCUGUAUCCUUCCUGGAACUGACAGACUCUCAGUGUUUGGGACAGUGCUUCCUUUUGUCCCCCAACGCAUGAGAAAUGCCUCUGUGUGCAGCUCUCUUGCCUGCUGUGUGUCUUGGGUGGCCAGACUCGAUUUCUCCAGGCGUGCCGUCCUGUGUGGUCUGGGAUGUCCGGACUAGAAGGGCGGUUCAUGCACACUGACUCGGACGGGUUAAGAGACGACCAUCCAGCCAUCCAUCUUGCAUUGCACUCACACCCCCUCUUCCCAGUCAAUAUGUCUCCCUCCGAUGGGAAAGUUAAUAAAUUUUGCUCUAGAUUAAAAGUAUUGAUCAUUUCAUUUGUAAACGAUAAAUAAAAAGGGGGAACUUUUCAUUGCACCAUGGAUAGCGUCUGGUGUAUUUUGCUGGUGAAAUUUCGCUCGCUGUUGGGGGGUGGGCUUCUCAUAUGCAUUCUGGCCGGCCAGCUGCAUUGAUUUCCUAUUAGUCUCCCAGCACCACCCAGUAACACAUCAUUUCAGUACCUGCUAUUAAUGGUCUUUUGAUAAAUAAUCACUUGUAAGUCAAUAAAUUUUUAUUAAACAGUGUGGCUCUUUGAUUUAUUAAAAUCCGACUGUGUUUGUCUGGGAGAAAAGGGAUGCUGAAUUGAAGUGGAGGUUUUCAUACAUCUUCCUGACGCCGAGCAGUCAUCACACACUCCAGAGAAAAACAAUUGCGUUUUAACAGAAACAAAACAGCCGAGUUUGGAACUUGGGUCCAAGGAAACUUUAUCUCCGUCAGCGUGGGGAUUACUCUCCAGGGAGCAGCCAGGCGCCUCCGACACAAGAACUGUUCGCUUCUGAGAGUGGUGAGGUUUCCAGGUUGGACUCCCCUGCCUGACUGUAUUAUUGGAUGCCUCUGAGGGGCCUCUGCAGGUCCAUGGGCAGCCCAGGUCAGCCUCUCCUAGGGGGAGGUGGACCCUGGGGCAGACAUUUGAGGUCAACCAGAGAAGUUGGACUACUGAACCUUUUAGCAGCCUUCCUGGCCAAAUCACCAAAAGCUGCUUCUUGGGCAGGAAAUGCCAACAGACUGCAUGUUAUGUGGACUGUUCUUAAAACAGUCACAAUGCAAAUUUUUGUGAACUUUUCAUUGGCAUAAAAUUUGCCAUAAAGUUUGAUACCUUUUCAUUAAGAGCUGGCUGCACACAGCAUUGUUUUAUAGAGAGCAACCCAGCCACUGAGAACAGAACCAAAAUUCUCAGCCCAGAGGGGAUUUCACCUCCACUGGUCCUCUGUGACUGUCAGUGACAGGACAAGGGCUUCAG